Molecule: messenger RNA, 825 nt
Organism: Carica papaya (papaya)
Lineage: Eukaryota; Viridiplantae; Streptophyta; Magnoliopsida; Brassicales; Caricaceae
Source: RefSeq, a predicted model, not a curated record
UUUAUUCAAUUCAUUGCAGGCUGAGGGCGGGGCCCUUUCAUUUGUAAAACCAAAUCAAUCUUUCUUACAAGAGCAUGCUGCAUAUGGGAAACCACCUCAAACAUUGCUUGCGUAUGUAAAUGGUGAUCAUGAGUAUGUAGUUUUUGAUCCUUAUAGUGACGAAACAUCUGAAGUUACGGGGAUGCAUCAGGGUGCACCUGUUGACCAUGGAGAGACAGGGAAAUUCGGGUAUGCAUCAAUGUAUGGGGAACUACCGAAGUUUGAGCUGAAGAGCAAUAACACUUCCAGGAUCCAAUUUGUAUCAUCAGGAAAACCAUGGGAUACUAUAUUCAGUGGCUCGUCACACAACCUUCCACCCCUCACCAAACUGUGUAAAGAAUUUCUGGAAUCAUUAUUGGAGAGAAGGACUCCUGUUGAGUGAUCUCGGAACUGAGGGAUCUUUCUAGUGGAAAUUUUGGAGAACAUUUUAACAAAUACACCAGCACCGACUUUCAUAUAAACUAGAGCUAGUCCAAGUUUUCUUCACAUCAAGACAAGUGCAGUGCAUAGUUGAUAUGCUAGAUGCAAUACCAUGUUCGAGAAGAGGAAGACUGCACAUUUAAGGUCGGUGAAUUCUGUCUGCAAGAAAGUUACGAGAUCCCUGGUAGCUUGGCUUUAUGUUCUUGAUGAUCAUGUUCUGAAUUUGUAGCAUUAAGAGGAAUGAUCAUUUCGGACUAAAGAUUGUAUUUGAAUCCUGGAUAUUUCAGUCUUUAUCUUGUGAAAGCCGGGUUUGUGGCCACGGUCAAAUUUUGUAAUCAUAGCAGAGGAAAAUAUCAUUUAGAAAUA